AUGACCAAACGAACGCUCGCAAUCCUACUGUUUGCAGCGAUCGCGGUCCUCGCGAUCGCAUGCUCAUCGGAAUCCGAACCAACUUCUCCUCCCGAUUCCUCCAUCCCCACGUCAGAAUCCGCCUUCAUUGAGACCGCCGAGGCAAUCACCAACGAAGCCGUCGGAUUCGCGGACGAGGAUCAAGAAACACCCAGCGAUCAAGUCGUCGACACAUCGGCGGCCGAAUCGUUAACCGCGCGAAUCUCCCCGCCAGUCUUAUCUCCCGUCAGAUCAGACGUCCUUGGUGUGCCCAUCAGCGACGUCGAGCUUCUGGACGACGACACAUUGAAAGACGCAAUCGCCAGCGAAACCAUCGAAGCGCUCGCCGUCAGCGAACGCGAAGAUUGGGAGAACCGGUUGAUGGACAUCUGGGAAGAUUCCAUCGGCGGCGUCGUGCUCAUAAACCUAGACACCUCCCUCUUCGGUGGCAACGGAACCGGUGCCGGUUGGUUCUGGGACGACCAAGGCCACAUCGUCACCAACUACCACGUCGUCAGACCAACUACCGGCCUCCUAACACCGCCCAACAUCAUCGUCGAAACUUUCGACGGCGACCGAUUCGACGCCGAAUUCAUCGGCGGCGAUCACAUCUCCGACAUCGCCGUCAUCAAAAUCGACGCCGACCCAAACACGAUCAAAACACUGAAAGUCGGCGACAGCGCCAACCUCCGACCCGGCAUGACCGCCAUCGCACUCGGACACCCCUUCGGCAUCGAGCAGGCAUUCUCCAUGACCCACGGCAUCAUCAGCGGACUCGCCAGAUCCAUACAGUCCCAAGCCAGCUCCAUACCCAUCCCCGCCGUCAUCCAAACCGACGCCGACAUGAACCCCGGAAACUCCGGCGGCCCGUUACUCAACAGCGCUGGCGAAGUCAUCGGCGUCAACACCCAGAUCCGAAGCAUCUCCAACAUCAACAGCGGCGUCGGCUUUCGCAACUCCCAUCAACCUCAGCGACUCUCACUCGAUGAAGAUCAAAAAGGACUCCUCGUAACCGCAGUCUCCCCCAACGGCCCCGCCGACAAAGCCGGCAUCCGAGCCGAUACCGGCGUCUCAUCACUCAAAGGCGACGGCGACGUCAUCAUCCGCAUCGACAACGUAACCAUCCAAAACAUCUACGACCUCCGCAGCUACAUCAUGCUCAACACCUCCCCCGGCGAGCAAAUCGUAAUCGAAAUCCUCCGCGACGACCAAACCAUCCCCAUCACCCUAACCCUAGGCUCCUGGGGAGACCAGUUCAACUAA
This is a messenger RNA of Geodia barretti, 1281 nucleotides long. NCBI's taxonomy places the organism in Eukaryota, Metazoa, Porifera, Demospongiae, Tetractinellida, Geodiidae. The record is from the annotation of a GenBank genome assembly.